Molecule: messenger RNA, 2544 nt
Organism: Stylonychia lemnae
Lineage: Eukaryota; Ciliophora; Spirotrichea; Sporadotrichida; Oxytrichidae
Source: the annotation of a GenBank genome assembly
AUGAAGCUAGAGAUUAAAAAGAAGCUUUUAAGCAGAUCAGAGCGUGUCAAAUCAGUAGAGCUCCAUCCCACUCUUCCUUGGGUCCUAAUAGCUCUAUAUGCAGGAAACGUCACUAUAUUCGAUUAUAACUAAUAGACAUAAGUGAGAUCAUUUGAAGUUACCAACUCGCCAGUAAGAUGCGCUAAAUUUGUGGCAAGAAAACAAUGGAUUGUAGUAGGAGCAGAUGAUACUAAGAUUAGAGUUUACAACUAUAAUACAAGUGAAAAGCUUAAGGUCAUUGAUGAGCACACUGAUUUCAUUAGAUACUUAGCUGUGCAUCCUUAAUUACCUUACCUUUUGAGUUGUUCCGAUGAUUAGACUAUUAAAUUGUUUGAUUGGGAUAAAGGCUGGCAAAAGAUAAAUACAUAUGAGGACCAUGAUCACUACAUCAUGCAAAUCGCUAUUAAUCCUAAAGAUCCAUCAAUGUUUGCCUCUGCUUCUCUAGAUAAGACCAUUAAGAUCUGGACAGUAACAAAUAAAAAGACUAAUGCUAACUAUUCUUUGGUUGGCCAUUAAGCAGGAGUUAAUUGUAUUGAUUUUUGUGUGGGUUUUGAUAGACCGCAUCUAGUCUCUGGAGGAGAUGAUGGGCAUGUCAAAGUGUGGGAUUAUCAAACUAAGUAAUGUUUAUUCACCUUUGAUUAAGGCCACACUGACAAUGUUUCAGCUGUUUCAUUCCAUCCAGAUCUACCAAUUAUAAUGUCAGCAGGCGAGGACAGUGUCAUCAAUGUAUGGAACGCUAUUACAUUCAAAUUAGAGACUUAUUUAAAUUAUGGCUUACAAAGAGUUUGGGCUAUUCAUGCCUUACCUGAGUCUAAUUAUGUAGCCUUUGGUUUUGAUGAGGCUACAAUGGUUAUCAAGAUUGGUAAAGAAGCUCCUAUGGCUAGCUUUAACAAUGGUAAAGUUGUCUGGGUAAAACAAAGCGAGAUUUAAACAGUUAACUUGAAAUUGAUUAAUGAAGAAUUGAAAGAUGGCGAAAAAAUUAAACCUAUAGUAAAAGAUCUUGGCCAUUCAGAAACUUUCCCAUAAACAAUCAAAUUUUCUCCUUCUGGAAGAUACUUUGCCAUCUGCGGAGACAGUGAUUUCGUUGUUUAUCAAUAUCCAAAGUACUCAAAUACUGCUUUUGGUACUGGAAAUGACUUAGUUUGGGCUACAGUGAACCAAUCAUAAAACAUUUAUGCAGUAAAGACUGAAACUGGUACAGUUAAAGUAUAUAAGAAUUUCAGCGAACAUAAAGCAUUCAAGACCAAUUUCUAAAAUGAGGGUAUAUAUGGUGGCAGAUUACUAGCUAUCAAGAGCAAAGAAUUCAUCACUUUCUAUGAUUGGGAUCAAUUCAAUGUAGUAAGAAGAAUUGAUGUCAACCCAUCUCCAAAGAAUGUAUACUGGUCUGAAAAUGGGCAAAAUCUCAUUCUUGCUUUAGAAGAAACUUUCUAUCUUCUCUCAUAUAAUAAUGAUGAAGUCGAAUUAGCAAUGAAGAAGAUGUAAUUAGGAGGUGGGGACGCUUCAGAAGAUGGAAUCGAAGAGGCAUUCACGUUUAAUGAAGAAUUUAAUGAGACUGUUAAUAGCGGAAUUUGGAUCAGUAAUGAGUGCUUUGUAUUCAUUAACUCAAAAGGCAUAAUUAACUACCUAAUUGGAAAUAAGAUUAUGAAGCUCACUAAUACUGACAAGAAAUACUUUAUACUAGGAUAUGAUUCAAAGUAAAGCAGACUAUACUUGAUAGAUAAAUCCCUGAAUAUUAUUUCAUAUUCUCUCCUAAUCGCAAUGGUUAAUUUCUAAGCUGCUAUCUUGAGUGAAGAUCUUCAUGGUGCUGAGUAAUUCUUUAGAGAUAUUCCUUUGACUUUCCACUCUAAAUUGGCUAAAUUCCUAGAGGCUAAUAAUUAAAGAGAGCUUGCUUUCUAAAUCACUCCAGAUAAAGAUCAUAAAUUUGAGCUUGCCAUUCAUUUGAAUAAGAUUCAAGAAGCAUUUGCUAUCGCCGAGGAAUAAGAAUCAGUUGACAAAUGGAAGAAAGUAGCAGAUAUUGCACUUUUAGCUGGAUCUUUUGAGCUUGCAGAGAAAUGCUUUGAAAAGAGUUAAGACUUCAACAGUCUCAUGCUAUUUUACAGCUCUUACGGAGAUUUAGAAGGACUCUAAAAACUUGUUGAUGCUGCUGAUAGAAGUGGAAAAUACAAUGUUGCUUUCGAAGCAGCUUAUUUAGUUGGAGAUGCUGAGAGAUGCAUAACUAUCUUAAUAAAGUCAAAGAGAGUUUCAGAAGCAGCAUUUUUUGCAAGGGCAUAUGCUCCAUCGAAGUUGCCAUUAGUUAUGAAGUCAUGGGAAGAAGCUUUAAAGCAAAAGCAAUUACCAUUUUCACCAGAGGACAUCCUAAAAUUAGACAGUCAACAAGAAAUUAUGGAAGAAGCUCUCAAGUUAGAGUCGAAUAUAGCCACACAGUUCUACACUCAGACAAGACCUUCUGCAGAGGAUUUUGAAAGAUUAAGAGAUGAAUACUAUAAUGAUCAAGCAGCUGAAUGA